Messenger RNA from Pipistrellus nathusii (Nathusius's pipistrelle), 1881 nucleotides. Lineage: Eukaryota; Metazoa; Chordata; Mammalia; Chiroptera; Vespertilionidae. The record is from the annotation of a GenBank genome assembly.
AUGCCGAUGAGCAGUGCCGCUUCCAGCAUGGAGUCAAAUCGCGUCAGUGAGGUCUGCAGCGAGCUGUGGUGUCUGAGCAAGAGCAACCGGUGCAUCACCAACAGCAUCCCGGCGGCAGAGGGCACGCUGUGCCAGACACACACCAUCGACAAGGGGUGGUGCUACAAGCGGGUGUGCGUCCCCUUCGGGUCGCGACCAGAGGGCGUGGAUGGGGCCUGGGGCCCGUGGACCCCGUGGGGCGACUGCAGCCGGACUUGCGGCGGUGGCGUGUCCUCCUCCAGCCGGCACUGCGACAGCCCCAGGCCGACCAUCGGGGGCAAGUACUGCCUGGGCGAGAGGCGGCGGCAUCGCUCUUGCAACACGGAUGACUGUCCCCCUGGCUCCCAGGACUUUAGGGAAAUGCAGUGCUCUGAAUUUGACAGCGUCCCCUUCCGUGGGAAAUUCUACACGUGGAAAACAUACCGAGGAGGGGGCGUGAAGGCCUGCUCGCUCACCUGCUUAGCGGAAGGUUUCAACUUCUACACGGAGAGGGCAGCCGCCGUGGUGGACGGGACACCCUGCCGCCCAGACACGGUGGACAUCUGUGUCAGCGGCGAGUGCAAGCACGUGGGCUGCGACCGGGUCCUGGGCUCCGACCUGCGGGAGGACAAGUGCCGAGUGUGCGGGGGCGACGGCAGUGCCUGCGAAACCAUCGAGGGGGUCUUCAGCCCGGCCUCGCCUGGGGCCGGGUACGAGGAAGUCGUCUGGAUCCCCAAAGGCUCCAUCCACAUUUUUAUCCAGGACCUGAACCUCUCCCUCAGCCACCUGGCCCUGAAGGGGGACCAGGAGUCCCUGCUGCUGGAGGACGUGCCCAGGACCCCGCAGCCCCACCGCCUGUCCCUGGCCGGGACCACCUUUCAGCUGCGGCCUGGGCCAAACCAGACACAGAGCCUAGAAGCCCUGGGACCCAUCAAUGCGUCUCUCAUCGUCAUGGUGCUGGCCAGGACCGAGCUGCCCGCCCUUCGCUACCGGUUCAACGCGCCCAUCGUCCGCGACGCGCUGCCCCCUUACUCCUGGCACUACUCGCCUUGGACCAAGUGCUCUGCCCAGUGUGCCGGAGGCAGCCAGGUGCAGGCCGUGGAGUGCCGAAACCAGCUGGACAGCUCGGCCGUGGCCCCGCACCACUGCAGCGCCCAGAGCAAGCUUCCCAAGAGGCAGCGGGCCUGCAACACCGAGCCCUGCCCGCCUGACUGGGCGGUGGGGAACUGGUCCCGCUGCAGCCGCACCUGUGACGCGGGCGUGCGCAGCCGCUCGGUGGUGUGUCUGCGCCGCGUGUCCGCCGCGGAGGAGAAGACCCUGGACGACAGCUCCUGCCCGCAGCCGCGGCCGCCCGUGCUGGAGGCCUGCCACGGCCCCGCCUGCCCCCCGGAGUGGGCUGCCCUGGACUGGUCGGAGUGUACCCCCAGCUGCGGGCCCGGCCUCCGCCACCGUGUAGUCCUUUGCAAGAGCGCCGACCAUCGGGCCACACUGCCGCCCGCGCACUGCCCGCCCGCAGCCAAGCCGCCGGCCACCAUGCGCUGCAACCUGCGCCGCUGUCCCCCUGCCCGCUGGGUGGCGGGGGAGUGGGGCGAGUGCUCGGCGCAGUGCGGCCUCGGACAGCAGCAGCGCGCGGUGCGCUGCUCCAGCCACACCGGCCAGCCGUCCCGGGAGUGCGCCGAGGCCCUGCGCCCGCCCGCCACGCAGCAGUGCGAGGCCAAGUGCGACAGCCCGCCCCCCGGGGACAGCCCGGAAGAGUGCAAGGAUGUGAACAAGGUCGCCUACUGCCCCCUAGUGCUCAAAUUUCAGUUCUGCAGCCGAGCCUACUUCCGCCAGAUGUGCUGCAAAACCUGCCACGGCCGCUAG